AUGUCAACAUUUAAAGAUGGUGAUCAUGCAGUUUUAACCUGUCAUGAUCGAACAAAAAUAGUACAAAUUCGAAAAGGACGUCCAAUUUUUAUCGAUAAAAAUAAAAUAUUUCUCGAUCAUCUUAUUGAUCAACGUGAUGGAUCAUAUUUUGAACUUAAAGAUAAAUAUUUAUGCAACAUUGGUACAAAUCAAGCUAAGAAACUUAUUCAAACAGAAGAUAUAUCAUCAGACAAUGCUGGUCAAGAUAAUCGAGAUUUAUGUGAUGAUGGUAGUGUUAAUCAAACAUUACAACAUGAAGAAAUAGAACAAUUAAAAUCUGAAGGUGUAUCAGGUCAAUUAAUUAUAUCUCAGCUUGUAUCAAAAAGUGCAACAUUUGAAAAGAAAACUGCUUUUUCUCAACAAAAAUAUUUGAAUAAAAAAAAGAAAAAAUAUAUUCUAAUUUAUCGAGCAUGGAAGCCAAGUAUUCGUCUAUUAUGUCAAGCAUAUACACAUGAUCUUCAAAAAAUUUUGUAUUUAAGACGUGAUACAUUAGCUAUGCUUUUAUCAUUAUCAAAUAUAAAUCAUGGUUCAAAUGUUGCUAUUGUUGAAUCAUGUCAAGGACUUAUAUUAGCUUCUGUAAUUCAACGUUGUGCUGGUGGAAAUGGAUUUAUAUUUAAUUUAACACCAGCUGGUGAAAAAAAUUCAACUUCUCCAUGUUGUGAUUUUAUGGAUUUCUCAAAUGAAUAUACAACGAAUGUUUAUACAAUUCCGAUUGAAAAUGUUGGCGAUCUAAAUACUAUUGAACGAGCUAAUCAAGCAAAACCAAUAGAAAAACCAACAAAUGAAAAAACUUUACAAGCAUUAGAACGACGACAACGACGCCUUGAUGGUUUACAAUUAUUUGAAAAAACAAAACUUAAUAGUUUAAUUAUUGCAAGUAAAUAUGAUUCACUUUCAAUUUUACAACAUCUUAUCGAUUAUCUAGCAUUAUCUUCACAUUUUGUGAUUUAUUCUCAAACUGUUCAAAAUUUACUUGAAUGUUAUCAAUUUUUGAAAAAACGUGGUGGUAAUAUUCAUGUCGAAAUAGCCGACUCAUGGUUAAGAGAAUAUCAGAUUCUUGACGAACGAACUCAUCCAUUUAUUCGUAUGUCUGGAGCAAGUGGAUACUUGCUCAGUGGUAUGAUUGUUCAAUCAUAA
This is a messenger RNA of Rotaria sordida, 1176 nucleotides long. The record is from the annotation of a GenBank genome assembly. NCBI's taxonomy places the organism in Eukaryota, Metazoa, Rotifera, Eurotatoria, Philodinida, Philodinidae.